Molecule: messenger RNA, 645 nt
Organism: Giardia duodenalis
Lineage: Eukaryota; Fornicata; Diplomonadida; Hexamitidae
Exons: 1
Coding region: 1-645 (214 amino acids)
Source: RefSeq, a predicted model, not a curated record
AUGCUAAGCGCAGAAGAGGCAGUUCUUUACGAUCGCCAGUUGCGUGCAUUUGGUGCAUCUACCCAGCAGCUUCUUAGUCGAUCAGUCGUCGUCAUUGAGUUAAGGGACCAGUUAUUUGAGGAGCUCGCAAAGACAUGCGCCAUUCUGGGAUUCCACACUCUGAUUUGCCUUGGCCGGCAAAAGAGCAAUGCAUUUGAUCUGCGCAACUUGAAUCGAUACUGUACUGUUGAAGUUGUAGAUACGAGCUCUUCUGUCUCCACGGCCCUGACGGAAGCGGUUAGAUAUCGUGCAACAGACGCUGUAUAUUUCUUAUUAGCAUCAUCUUCGUUGUAUGACGAUCUGCAUGAGUGUAUUUCAUCUUUAAGCACUGCUCAUUCGCGCCCUCAGCCCUACUUUCUAAACUUUACUCAAGAAGACCCGUCCAUGCUCCAAGUCUCUAUUGACAAAAGGCCUGAUGACUCUUACACACUAAGUGAGCACUGUGAGAUAGAAGAUAUGUGCUUUCUUGCUGAUAUGCUUGGAUAUUUUCUCUUUAAUCUCCUUCGUAGUCGUGCAGACACUGAUGCGGAGCACACCGGGCAGCCUCCUCCGUGCUCCUGUACAUUGAGACGAGAUGGGCUAUUCUGGAAAAUAACUAACGGUUAG